AUGACUUCAGAUGAGCUGCCACCGCAAGAAAGCCUCGCAAAUGUCUCUGAAAGACUUGACGAAGCAAGCCCUUCUCAGCUAUACGAAAUCAAAGAAUGUGUUGGAAAGGGAAGUUUUGGAGAUGUUUAUCGCGCCAUCGAAAAACAGAGCGGAGCAGUAGUUGCUAUAAAAAUCAUCAACUUAGAAGAAACACAGGACGAUAUCGAAAUUUUAGCUCAGGAAAUCUACUUUUUGUCAGAACUCAAGGCACCCUUCGUAACGACAUAUUACAAAACUUUCGUGGAGGAUGUUUCAAUGUGGAUUGUUAUGGAGUACUGCGGCGGUGGAUCGUGCGCCGAUCUUCUCAAACAUCUUCCAGACCACCGUUUACCUGAACAAAAAGUUGCGUUUAUAGUGCGAGAAGUGCUUUACGGACUUGAAUACUUGCACAGUCAGAAGAAGAUUCAUCGUGAUGUGAAGGCCGCCAAUAUACUAGUUACAGAAAAUGGCGAUAUAAAGCUAGGGGAUUUUGGCGUUAGUGGUCAGAUUAUGGCUACUUUGAAGCGCACCACCUUUGUAGGUACGCCUUAUUGGAUGGCACCCGAAAUCAUCGCUAAAAGAGACAAUGGAUACGACGAAAAAGCUGAUAUUUGGUCUUUGGGCAUAACUGUCAUGGAACUUUUGACUGGACAGCCUCCGUAUGCCAAACACGACCCAAUGAAGGUUUUGAUGAACAUCCCGAUUAGAAAACCACCCAAAUUGCAUGGCCGUUUUACCAGUCCAGCUCGGGAGUUCAUAUCGCUGUGCUUGAUCAAGGAUCCGGAUGCGCGUCCAACAGCAUCUGAGCUUUUGAGCCACAGAUUCAUCAGUAAAAUGACCUGGAGAGGUGCUGGCAACUUGAAGAAAGAAGUCGACCUUGUGAACCAGUUGAAGGCGAAAAUAAACUAUUUUAAAGAGCCUCGUCACUGUGUUGGAGAAAAGGUUUACGGAACGGGCCUCAAGAAAUAUCUUCAAACUUGGAAUUUUGAAAACACUGAUCGAAAAAGUCCGCGCUUACAAAUGCCUUACAGCUUUCAAGAGCUAAAACCUCCAAAAAUCAAUUCUGCGAUUUUGGAAGAAACGUCACCCAGGAGCGACAAAAGUCCUAUUUCUGUUAUGGAAAGUGCUGAUGUCAAUACUCCGGUAACUAACGCGACAUCCCCGGGAAUGAAGGAUUGCCGUCACGAAAAAGACUUUGAUGUUUCCAUGGGCGUCCACGAGGGUAAGGCUGCUCGAAAAAAUGUUCAUCAAUCGUCAGGUAAAGGCUUAAAUUAUUUCAGGCAUGUAGCCCUCUACAGUUUCGACAGGAUCUUCGAAAGGGCUCGCUCGGAUGAUACAAAGAAUGUGGUGAGCAGGUUGAGAAAUCUUUUCGAAGAAGCCGAGAAAUCGCAGCCAGGAUUGAGCGAAGCAUUUGUUGAAGAAGUGUACAUCAGAAUGGAAGAAAUAAAAAGCUUCAUAGACGAUUCCUCUUUAUAA
Lachancea sp. 'fantastica' is the source of this 1494-nucleotide messenger RNA. The record is from the annotation of a GenBank genome assembly. NCBI's taxonomy places the organism in Eukaryota, Fungi, Ascomycota, Saccharomycetes, Saccharomycetales, Saccharomycetaceae.